Molecule: messenger RNA, 2523 nt
Organism: Melopsittacus undulatus (budgerigar)
Lineage: Eukaryota; Metazoa; Chordata; Aves; Psittaciformes; Psittaculidae
Gene: SLC66A3
Product: solute carrier family 66 member 3
Exons: 7
Coding region: 83-688 (201 amino acids)
Source: RefSeq, a predicted model, not a curated record
GCCGGGCCGAGCUCCCCGCCACACCCCGCACCGCACCGCGGGUUGCCCAGUUCGGCUUGCGGCGGGUGUGCAGCGCAGCAGGAUGGCUCCGACGCUGCUGGAGCUGGCACACUGGAGCACCUGGGCCGUGUGCGCCGUGAUCAAGCUGCCGCAGCUGGCAGCCGUGCUGGCGGCAGGGUCGGCGCGGGGGGUUAGCACGGGCAGCCUGCUGCUGGAGCUGGCCGGCUUCCUUGUGUUUCUGAGGUACCAGAUCUAUUAUGGUUACCCCCUGCAGACAUACCUGGAAUAUCCCAUCAUCAUUGCACAAGAUGUCAUUCUCCUUUUGUUUAUUUUGCAUUACAAUGGAAACAAGAAACAAGCUUUGUUCUAUGCAGUCAUAUUCUGGGGGGGCUGGUACAUGAUAACCCUGCGGAAGUGGAUAAUAGACCUGGCCUUGAAUUUGUGUACAUUCAUCAGUGCAGCCAGUAAGCUGGCUCAGCUGCAGUGUCUUUGGCAGACAAAAGAUUCUGGACAAGUCAGUGCCUUGACCUGGAGUAUGUCUGCAUAUACCUGCGCAACAAGGAUAUUUACAACCAUAAUGACUACAAAUGAUCUCGGGGUUCUCAUCCGUUUCAUAACCAUGCUCAUUCUCAAUAUUUGGGUCACAGCCACAAUCCUGCGCUACAGGAAGACUAAAAAGACUGAUUAGAAGACACUCCUCAGCACAUACCACAGUUACCAUCAAAACCCUUGACACAAUUAAGGUUAAACAACAGAAGAAAGGUCGAGGAAGCUCCCUCUCUCUCUUAAGCCUGAUAUUCAUCCCUAAGCGUACUCAGUACAGUCAUGCUUGUUUUCUCUUAGAAAUAAUUCUGCUAAGAUACUUAAUUUAAGCAGCAUACUUUUAUUCGUCAUUUAAGACAAGCUUCACUGGUAUCACAUUUACUGUGGGAUUUUUUUCUAAAUGAACAAGGUAUUUGAUAUUUAGAUGUUUAUAUAUUCUUGUAUCACUUCAGUACUCCCUGGUUACAUAUAAGCAAUUUUCUUCAAUUUUGCACCAACAUAGCAACUCAUCUUUCUUCAUCUGCUGGGAGUAUGAAAAACAACAGAUGUUUGUCUUCCUGCAAGCAGCUCACUUAGUUCAGCAUUAACUAUCUGUAUUUUAGGAUGAAGAAAACUAAAGUCAAGGCCAAAUCCAAAAUCAAGUUCUAAAUGUGUUGUGCUAAGUCACAAAUCCAGCUGGGACUGUUGUGCUUAUAUGAAACAAAUAGCACAGUUUGUACAGCUGACACAGGAUACCUAGUCAUUUUCCUCAAUACACCCAGUUUUGAUUAGGGUAAGAGUAAAACCUGAGCUCUGAAUUCUAAUUUUUCAACCUCUCAUUCACUGAAUAUACUGUUUUGGGAACAGCAGAGACUAGAGUGUGUAGUAAAUAAUGAAACUUUAAACAACAGUGUUAAAAACUGCAUUAAGGCAGGAAUUCCUGAACCAAUACCUAGGCUCCCUAAAUGCAGUCCCUAUGGAGAGUGGCCUAGCCGCACGUGCACUUUUAGGUGUGCAGCAUUGAUUCCUCCCUAGUGGUUGACAGUUAAGAUACUGCUCUGUGCUCUGUUUUUAGCCUGUCUGUGCUAAGUUUGCUGAAGAACGUACAGGCUUCACUUAAAUUUUUACUCUGCAGAUGCUAAUCAAUAUGCAUACUGGCACAGGCUGCUCAGAGAGGUGAUGGAUGUGAGUGCCUUCAUCCCUGGACACAUUCAAAGCCAGGCCAGAUGUGGUUCCAGGCAACCUGAUCUAGUUGAAGAUGUCCCUGCUCAUUGCUGAGGGGUGGACUAGAUGACCUUUGAAGGUCCCUUCCAACCCAAACUAUUCUAUGAUUCUAUGAUAUUUAUAAAGGUAAAAAGAAAACCCUGAGAACUAUUAACAGAUUUUGCUUUCGGAAGUAAUGCCUUUCCAGUCAAAACUCCAAACAAUUUGACUGUUUGGAGAACAAUCAAAAUUCAUUUUCCAAAAUGAAAAGAUAGGCAUUUCAAGAGUUCUUACACUAUUAUUGAUGAUUGACAGGUUAAAAUCAUGGCACCCUUGAUCCUGACACCCUUGAUAACUAGUGACAGACUGCACUGAUGUCGCUUGAGGCAGGUUUUCCUUGCAAGACCCUGAAUCACAGGACUCUUGUGGAAGAAGGGAAUCUCCCCUGCAACAGCAAAAGUAGCUGUUUGUGCCAGAGCACACUCCACAGUCAGACCAAAACCUCACCAUCAGAGAGCACAGCUGCUCUGUAAGGUGGUGGGAAGAGAUGUGUCUGCGGACAUGAUUUCACGUAUCUCACAUUCUUGAGAGCAAGCUCAAAGAGGAACAUUUUUCACUGCUCCAGUAAAAUGUAUGAAUGCUUCUAUGUUGGUUGAGAGAGUAACUGCAAAUAUCCUGUUACUGAUUCUAGUAAAGCUGUGUAAGGUAUCUGAAGUGGUCUAAAUGGUGGCAGGUGGCAUGUGAUGUAUUUUCCAGGUCUUGUUAAUAAAUGCUAUUCUUCAUGACUGAUCAAUGUAA